GCUCCGUGUCCGCUUUUCAGAAAGACAGAGAGGAAAGGAAGAAAAAACUCGCCCCCCUCUCUCUCUCUCUUGUGUGUGAGGUGGCGAACCCGAGGAGCGGAGGCCACAAGUCCAAUCCGCCCGUAUCUAAUCCGCUGCGACGAGGUGGGGGCGCGGCGGGGCGGUCUUGAUCCGGGCUCUUUCCUCGCGGGAGCGCACGGUUGGCAUUUCAAGUGCGAGACCUUGGCUUCUUUGAAUCCCACAAAGCACGGUUGAGCCAUGGCUGGCUCCCUUGCUGCCUCAGCCUUCUUCCCUGGCCCAGGGGCUUCUCCGGCAGCAUCCGCCAAAACAUCAAAGAACUUGGCUGGUGAAUUACCGGAUAAUUUGAGCGUGCGUGGUAUUGUCGCAACGCCUAAUGCCCCUUCGGGGAACAUGCAAGUCAAGGCUCAAGCACAAGCCCUUCCCAAGGUUAAUGGUACCAAGGUUAACCUCAAGAAUGCAAGCCCAGACACAGAGGAGGCGAUACCCUACAUUGCUCCCAAGACAUUCUACAACCAACUGCCAGAUUGGAGCAUGCUUCUUGCGGCUGUCACUACCAUCUUUCUUGCAGCAGAGAAGCAGUUGACACUGCUUGACUGGAAGCCGAAGAAACCCGACAUGCUUGUUGAUACAUUUGGUUUUGGUAGGAUCAUUCAGGAUGGGCUGGUUUUUAGGCAAAACUUCUGGAUUCGGUCCUAUGAGAUUGGUGCCGAUCGUACGGCUUCUAUAGAGACAUUAAUGAAUCAUUUACAGGAAACAGCUCUUAAUCAUGUGAAAACAGCUGGCCUUCUUGGAGAUGGUUUUGGCGCCACACCAGAGAUGAGCAAACGAAACUUGAUCUGGGUUGUCAGCAAAAUUCAGCUUCUUGUUGAGCAAUACCCCUCAUGGGGAGAUACUGUUCAAGUGGACACAUGGGUAGCUGCUGCUGGGAAAAAUGGCAUGCGUCGAGAUUGGCAUGUUCGUGACGAAAACUCUGGACGCACAAUCUUGAGAGCUACAAGUGUUUGGGUGAUGAUGAAUAAGAACACUAGAAGGCUUUCGAAAAUGCCGGACGAAGUUAGGGCCGAGAUAGGCCCAUAUUUCAAUGGCCGCUCAGCCAUAACAGACGAGCAAAGCGAGAAGUUGGCUAAGCCAGGGAGCGCUCCUGACGGUGGUACUAUGAAGCAGCAGUUCAUUAGGAAGGGGCUCACUCCUAGAUGGGGUGACCUUGAUGUCAACCAGCACGUGAAUAACGUCAAGUAUAUCGGUUGGAUCCUUGAGAGUGCUCCGAUCUCGAUCCUGGAGCAGCACGAGCUCGCGAGCAUGACGCUGGACUACAGGAAGGAGUGUGGCCGCGACAGCGUGCUGCAGUCGCUCACCACCGUCGCAGGAGAACGCAUGGACGGCCACGCGGGCGACUCCACCAUCCAGUGCCAGCACCUGCUCCAGCUGGAGUCCGGGGCCGACAUAGUGAAGGCGCACACGGAGUGGCGCCCGAAGCGGGCGCGUGGCGAGGGGAGCUUGAGGGGAGCUUCGGGGGUUUUCCGGCCGAGAAUGCAUGAAUGAAACUCCCACCUGGAGCCGACCGGACCGGACCGGCCGAGCAAAGGAAAUCACAUGUUGCAUGGGUAUGCUAACGCAGAAGUUUGGCACAUGGCGGGGAGUUGUUUGUUAUCAGGUCCAUGGUCGCGGGAGGCUUGGAGGCAAUUGGUAGAGCUGAGCAUCAUGCAUGGGAGGGGGUAAAAAAAAAAGCCCUGGAGGUCAGGACGGGGAGGAAAAAGCAGGAACAGGGUUUUGAAGCGUGUGGAGUUGUUGUGAACGAGGGAUGGAUGAUGCAUGCGGGAGUGGAGUUUCUGCAGGGGAUGAUGUAUGAUGGAUGUAGUAGGGUAGGCUAGGCCAGGUUGGGUGUGUACAAUGCAAGCCCCCCCUGUAACAGCCUGAUUUGUACAUUCUUGCCAUCUCUGUCUUGUUGAUUGAUCG
Molecule: messenger RNA, 1977 nt
Organism: Zea mays
Lineage: Eukaryota; Viridiplantae; Streptophyta; Magnoliopsida; Poales; Poaceae
Exons: 7
Coding region: 259-1563 (434 amino acids)
Biological process (GO): fatty acid biosynthetic process
Molecular function (GO): acyl carrier activity; fatty acyl-[ACP] hydrolase activity
Source: RefSeq, marked validated